Podospora bellae-mahoneyi is the source of this 4378-nucleotide messenger RNA. It is a transcript of the gene ACF2, whose product is annotated as endo-1,3-beta glucanase. Gene Ontology annotation, molecular function: glucan endo-1,3-beta-D-glucosidase activity; endo-1,3(4)-beta-glucanase activity. Lineage: Eukaryota; Fungi; Ascomycota; Sordariomycetes; Sordariales; Podosporaceae. The record is from RefSeq and is a predicted model, not a curated record. The coding region runs from base 125 to 4378 and encodes 1417 amino acids. The transcript is spliced from 4 exons. Gene Ontology annotation, cellular component: cell surface.
ACGCGUCCUGCCGGCAUUGAACAAUGACGUUGGGCGUGCCGUAUCAACCUCCUUUUGAUCAGGCACGGGUCAAGGGAUAGUGCGAGACGGGGUGAAGCCAUCUACAUCUUUUACCACAUCGACCAUGGCCAACUCAGGCAGCGCGUCACCAGAGUUGGAGUUCUACCCACAGUUCUGCUUCCACCUGUCGCCAACAGCAGGUCGUUGGUGUCACUUGCAGGCAACAGACAUUGCAGCCUUGACAUUCAACCCGGGUUUCGAAGGCCAAGAUGUCUACUUCUACCUCAACCAUCCCAUAAAAUGGGCGCGCAUUGCCGGCGUCGUGGUCGCCAUACAAGAAUUUUCCCACAGGAUAAUCUACACCAUUGACGACAGCAGCGGUGCGACCAUUGAAUGUGUUGUCGCAACCCCGCCCCAGUACCCAGCCGUUACCAACUACAAAAACCCUAAAGACCCCGAUACCUCAGCCGAUGGGAAGCCUCUUCCUAAAACCGAUGGGCCAAUUGAUAUCGGCCACGUAAUCGACAUCAAAGGUGGUAUAUCCGUCUUCCGCGAUGUGAGGCAAAUUCGCGCCGAGAAGAUCACCCAUCUACGUACGACAGAGCAGGAGGCGGUAUUUUGGCAGAAGAUUGCCUUGCUAAGGAAGGAGGUCUUGUGCCGACCAUGGGUGGUUGAUCCGAAGGAGGUCAGGAAGCUCAGGAGGGAAGAAGAAGGAAGAGUCAAGAAAUCGAAGCUGACGGGGCUCGAGCGGGAAAGCAAGAGGAGGAAGCUCGAGGAAGACACAGUGGUGGAGGGAGAGGGUAGGCCAUCACGGGUCUCUCGCAAGACCGGUUUGGAAAAUGGCACGAAGAGCGGUGGUGUGCUGGUGGCGGAGGUGGCGACGGAUGGCCGCCACUCUCACCACCACCGGACAGGACUCGAGCGGCGAGCAACGACGAGGGCGGAAGUGCUGCAUCACGAGUCCGGCAGCCCUGACCGUCGUCGGCGGAAGACGGGAUUGGAACCGCGGCGUCCGUCGGUUGGUGAUGGAGGACGGCCGACAGCCCGGCUUAGGCAACCGCUGGAGCGACCAGAUCUUGAUGAGACGAUGUCUGGAAGUCACAGUCAGCUUAGAACUGGACUGGAACGACGAAGCACUCGGUCAAAAGCACAGGAUCCGAUACCUAGCAGUCUUCGAUCCCGCCAGACUGGCCCGGAGAAGACAAGCAUCUUGGAGGUUGCUGACCAUGAUACAGCUCUGAGCACAAGCCGGCUGACUGGUCUCGAAAGACGCAGCUUAUUGAGGAAAGCAGAGCUCGGGCCAGCAGUCCGUGAAAUCAAACACCGAAAGACUGGGCUGGAGAAAUCAAGCAUAUUGGAGGCCACAGACGACACGACGCUGAGCACAACAUGGCCAACUGGUCUUGAAAAGAAGAGCUCCCGAACGAUCGAACAGGCGCCUGCAUCUGCUUGUCGGUCCCAUAAGACCGGCCUGGAAAGGACGAGCAGGCCGAAGAGGCAAGAAAUGACAGAAGACGCCACUGUCGUCCUAGCUGUCCCACCACCAGACGGCCGGAAGUACCCACGACCUUGGUUCCCGAUCUGGAGGACGGUUACCGUCACUGCUCAGGGUCAACCGGCAGCUGCUACUGGUGCUUGCGUGGCGGUGACAGGAGAUUCGAGCUCUUCUACCGCCAGCAAGAGGAGCCACUCUAUCCCCUUUGGAUCGCCUGGGUGGACAACGGAACGUCCUUCGGUCAUCAUCAGCACACGUUCUGAUUCGGGAUCGGAGGCGGAGCAGACUAUCCAGGCCGUUUCCGAGGAGAGUCCUGACGGGGACACGACUCUCUUUUCGGACGAGACGAGUCCCGCUUCUGGUCAACAACCUGCUAGCAGCACCGGCUCGGGCGAGGUCGCCCCUGAAGUGACACCAACCCCUGAGGUUGUCACACAGCCAGCUUCUCCUACCAGCAGCACGCAACCAACAUCGACAACUGACCUCAGUGACACCAACACUGUCAGUGUCAUCACCAGUGUCAACCCCUCGGGAACGCUUCAGAUCCUGCCCACGGACGUUCCUAUCGAGUCGACCAACACGGGCACCAUUCCUACCGACGCUCCGUCGAGCGGGUAUCCUACCUCUCAACCGCUUAUUACUUCCCCUAUCCCGUCUCCGACAGAGCUCAUCUCUGCCACGGCGUCGGUUCCGACCGAUCAGCCGUCCGCACCCUCAGAAACGGUCAGCAUGAUUGUCCCCAACAUUUUCGCGGCGCCGAUUUCUACGGACCCGCCCCCGUCUCAGAUCCCCCAGAGGAAGGACCACCCCGCCCCUAGGAUCGGCAUCAAGUCGGCUGGUCCCAUUGGGACGAACAAGUUUUACAAUAAUUUCUUCUUGGGGAAUCAGACCUCGCCUAGUUACCUGUUUCCCUACAGUGUCACCUGGGCGAGGGGAGGUGGUGCCUCGGGGACGUGGGGCAUGGCCAUUUCGCAUGUCGAUGCUAGCCAGAGGGUGUAUGGGCAGAACGACCCUAGUUCGGGAGCGGCGAGGUAUUACAUUAAUCCUAUUGGGAUCCACUCGGUGUGCUUGAGCGCGAAGGAGCUCGGGCCGGGGACGGUGUUGACUAGUGACAACCUGACGGACUUUUCGAGCCUGGUGAGCUUGAGGGCGCGAGAGGGGGGCCAGGCGGUGAUCCAGUUCCCGCUGGUUCAGGGGGCGGGGUUCGUGACGGGGGUGUACAACGGGGGCCAGCCGGUGGUUCAGACGGGGAUCUUCUUCAAGACCGUGACGAGGGCGUCCAAGGAGGCGAAGGAGGGGGUGGUCAAGUAUAGACUGCAUUUGGAGGACGGGACGACGUGGUUAAUGUAUGCUUAUCACACGAAAGGGGAGGGGUUGAACUUGCAGGUUGUGAACAAUGGAAGGGCGGAGUCGACGGGGCCGUUUUAUGGCAUCGUUCAGGUUGCCAAGGCGAGCGAUGGGGAGUCGGAAAAGGUUUACGACCAGGCUUGUGGGACGUAUGCGGUGGGGGUUGACCUGAGCGGGGGGGUGAAUGGGAAGACGGGGACGUAUCGAUUUGGGUUUAGGAAGCAGGGGAUGUAUCAGAGUCCUGUCGCGCAGUUUGCGCUGCCGCAUCAUCUGAGUUCUUUCGAUGAUGGGACAAGGGGGAAGGUGACGGGGGUGAAGCUGCAGACGCCGACGAAGGGGGUGGCGUAUCUGGUGCUGGCGGACAGCUGGACCAUGGUGGAGACGGAGCUGCCAACGGGGGUUGGGUUUUUGCCUUGGAGCCCCGAGGCGGGGGAGGUGAAGGGGUUGAGCGAGGGGGUUAGGAGUUUUGUGAAGGGGGUUGCGUUGCAGGAGGUGAGCCAGGAUAUGCUGCAGCAAAGCGAUCAGAAUUCGAUGUAUUUCAGUGGGAAGGCGUUGGCCAAGUUUGCUAGCAUCAUCUUGGUUAUUCGGGACAUGCUUGGUGACGAGGCGCUGGCGUUGACGGCGCUGAACCAGCUCAAGCAGGCGUUCGCGCGGUUCGCCGAGAACAGGCAGCAGUUCCCGCUUGUGUACGAGGGCGGUUGGGGAGGCAUCGUCUCUUCGGCGAGCUACGUCACGGGCAACUCUGGCGCCGACUUUGGCAACUCCUACUACAACGACCACCACUUCCACUACGGGUACUUCAUCCUCACCGCCGCGAUCAUUGGACAUCUCGAUCCUUCCUGGAUCCCGGCCAACAAGGCCUACGUCAACACGCUGGUCCGGGACGUGGCCAACCCGAGCGCGGCGGACCAGUACUUCCCCGUGUGGAGGAACUUUGACUGGUACCACGGCCACAGCUGGGCCCAUGGGCUGUUCGACACGCUCGACGGCAAGGACCAGGAGUCGAGCUCGGAGGACACGAUGGCGUCGUACGCGCUCAAGAUGUGGGGGACGGUGAGCGGUGACCAGAACCUGGCGGCGAGGGGGAAUCUGAUGCUGGCUGUGCAGGCGAGGUCGCUGAACUCGUAUUACCUGUACACCGAGAGCAACACGGUGCAGCCGAAGAAUUUUAUUGGGAACAAGGUUGCGGGGAUUUUGUUUGAGAACAAGGUGGAUCACACGACGUAUUUUGGGACGAAUAUUGAGUAUGUGCAGGGGAUUCACAUGCUGCCUCUGUUGCCGCACACGCCCAUGGUGAGGAGGAAGGAGUUUGUGAGGGAAGAGUGGGAUGCGUACUUUUCGGGAGGGAGGGCGGAGCAGGUCACUGGGGGGUGGAAGGGGAUUUUGAUGGGGAAUUAUGGGACGAUUGAUCCGAGGGGGGGGUAUGACUUUUUUAGCGGGGGAGGAAGGGGAGGGGAAUUUAAGGGGGAGUGGUUGGACGGGGGGGCGAGUUUGACUUGGUAUCUGGCCUAUUGUGCGGCGCUUGGGGGGUUGUGA